GUCAAACUUUCUAGUAUUUUAUAGAUCAAACCAAAUGUAUGAAUUUAAAUUGAACAUUUCUUCGAUUUUCCUGGAUCGCUUACAGUGGGUUACAAAUUUAUGCGAGAAACCAGCUGCCCUAUGAAACAAACCAGCUUCUAGCAAAGAUUCGAUCCAUCAACGAUCGCACAGCUGCUUCUCGGCUCGCAUGACGUUCGCUUUGGCGGGAAACGCUCCAUCCAUCAGUUUGACAGUCAACCGGUUUGUUUACAACGUUGCGAAAUUCGUCGGUUCGGUGCUAAAUUGAAAUCUACUUGGAUUAUCGCAAUUGAUUUCAUUCUAACGCGAUCGGUUAAGGUGCGGGAAUAGGUAAAAUGUCGAUAUUACUAGCAGACAUAGACGCGACGUGUGCGGCUCUCGGUUAUUUCGACGGUGAAAAGUACCACGCGGAACCAGAUGCCAUACAAGGGUUAAAACAUUUAAUUUGGAUCCUGCGACGCGACGGGGACAUUCAUGAAUAUCGUCGCCACUUGGGUCGCGCGAAAGUCGUGCAAACGGAUCUCGUUCCUAUGCUUCCGGACCACAUUGACGACCCCGAGUUUUCCGAUGUUUUGAUCCGUUUGUUAGUGAUUUUAACGAAUCCGACCUUGCUCUUGUAUCGCAACGGAUUGCCCAAGGAUGGGGCGGGUCGGAAAAUUUAUAUGGAAUUGGUGGACAUUCUGCAAGGGUACAAGAGUGCCUUCACAUCCGGACAAUUGUGGGGUGCCCUCACGGUUAAGUUGCACAAAGCCCUGGAAACGGAGUGGACUGUACGUAGCGAAGAACAAGGACUGCUUAUCGAACGAAUAUUGGUACUUGUUCGUAAUGUACUUCAGGUACCGGCCAAUCCGGAAUUCGAGUGUCGGGCCGAUAACGAUGCUAGCCUUCACGACCAAGUUAUCUGGGCGCUGCAACAGUCAGGCAUGCUCGAUUUAGUGCUCUACAUUCUCAGCUCAGCAGACGAAAAUCAAUACCAUCUUCAUGCACUUGAAAUUGUUUGUCUGAUGUUUCGAGAGCAGACUGCCGAGUCAUUGGCGGAUGCCUCGCUGCAACGUAGUGCGGCUGAAAAGCAUCGAGACGAGGAGGAACUGAUAGCUGUACGGAAACGUGAAAAGCAAAAACUGAUAGCUCGCCCGCCGCCAGCUCGUCAUUCACGUUUCGGUGGCACUUAUGUAUUGCAAAACGUGAAAUCCGUAUCGGAUCGGGAUGUUAUCUGCCACCAAUCCUUAGAACGUGCUGUAUCUUUGGAUUUUGAUCGAGAGAAAACCAAGUUGAAAAGGUCACAUCGUAUUGUUAAGGAAGCCACUACAGCGGAGCGUCGAAGUGCAUUUUCCGUAAGAUUAUGUUUGCGGGAAUAUUGCAUUGAAGUUCUGCGGUCAGCAUAUAAUACCCUCGUGCGUCAAGUUCGACGUGUCCUGGAGCGAGGCACCGGUGGAUCUAGUGGAGCGCACGAUGAUUCAUAUCUGCUGUGGGCAAUCCGAUUUUUCCUCGAGUUCAAUCGCCUAAGUGGAAUGCAAUUGGAAUUGGUUAGUGAGUCCUUAAGCAUUCAGUGUUUCCAUUGGGUACUGACUCGCAUUCAACAUGAUAUGGAUAUGAUUACGACGGAUAAGAAGGAAGCUCAACUGUGGGGACGACGCCUGCACGUCGGAAUUCAGACAUUCCGGGAACUGCUUCUCAGCUUGAUAGCCUUGAAACGCCUACCCGACGAGAAGGCUCAGGCUCUUUUCAAUAUGCUACAAAAUAAUAUUUGCUACGUAUUAGAAUAUCGUGAGACAAUUUUACAUUUAUUGAUUGCGUUCAAUGAAAGUCACUGUACAAAGUCAUACUUGCGUGAUCUUAUUGAAACAGCAAACAUUUUCAUUAAAUUGAUGGAAAAAUUUUGUAAAGCUCCGGUAGUCGUACAAGAAAAACGUCGUGGUCGGAAGAAAGGGCCGAAGAAAGUGCAGCAGAGGCAGUCUGGACCAGCCACCGAGGAAACAAACGAAGAACUCGAGGACAUGUGGACCAAUUUCGUUACCGAGCUAGCAUCUCUCCUUGCACAGCCUGAUAUUGAUCUUUCAGAAGAGAAGCGGCCAAUUCCAUUUGAUGCUACAUCAGAGAAGUCCAUCGACGACCAAAAGGAUGAUUGCAUGUUGCGCAUUUACAAACUUUUGCGAGAAGAGAAAUUGGAGGAGUGUGUUGUCUUGCUGCGCGCUGCCAGAGAAGUCUGGCCGGAAAAUGAUUGCUUCGGCGCUAUCUCAGCGGCGCCCGAGGACGAGCUAAUGCUAUUACGGGAGAUAUUUUUUUCAAAACUUGGUCCAGUCGAAAAGCAGCCAAACCAAACUGAAGAUACCGCUGAAAAUGAGGAAGACGACGAGGAAGAUGAAGAAGAUGAGGAGGAAGAAGAGCCUGAAACUGUCGAAAGAGAUUUUAAAUUUGAGGAUUUCGCUAAAAGACUCUUGAGUCCGAAAAUCAUCCGUGCAUGCACAAUUGCAUUAUCGGACUGGGAAACUAUGCCAACGAAGUCCUUGCGGGCAGCUGUGACUAUUUUGUAUCGAAUUGCUUAUGAGCUCAAGUGUUCGGCAAUGCUUUACCAGGCCACACUCUUCAAAAUAUUUCAAAAGGUCUUCAAUUCCCCACGUGAUAAACAUAGUGAGGAGUUGCGGCGCUUGGGGAUCUACGUUGUUCGUCAGUUUGUGGAAACUGCUCCUAAUAAUCCGAAAAUAUAUGCAGAGUUGCUCUUCUACAAAACUUUGAAAGAAGCUAAUGACCUAGAAACCGGAUACACGGAUACAUACCACGGAGCCACUAAAGGGGCAUGGACGGAAGAGCAGGAAAAUGAGUUGCAGACGCUUUUUGAGGAGAAUCAAAGGAAUCCUCAAACGGAUCAAGAUGUGAUUGAUUGGAUUCUGGACAAUUUAAUCGACAAGACUCGUACACGUCGGGGUGUUUUGAAAAAGCUGAAGGAGAUGGGUCUAAUGUUUAAGGCGCCAACGAAGAAAUCAACAGCAGCAGCUGCUCAGAAAAAUUUAUGGCAACAUGAAGAAGAUGAACGGCUCAGGAGUUUAUACGAUGAGUUUCGCCUGGAAAACGACUGUCUUGCACGGAUCAUGCAAGCAUUCGACGAAAAACGCACCAAAAACAACGUAAUCAAGCGAAUGAUCCAACUCGGUCUCAUUGCUGACCGAUCGGAAAUAGUUCCGCAAAAGACCAAAAAGUCGCGUCCGAAAAAGCAACAAUCAGACGUUUCAGGUACUGAAGACUCGGACGAAGAAAUCGCAGAGCAGAAACCCAAACGUAAAUCUAAACCGAAACCAGCGAAAAAACCUCAAAAAUCAAAAACUAUCGUGAAAACUCCUCUGGAUAUUGGAACUGUGAAAUUCUUGAUUGCUCAGUGCGAUGAAAAGUUCAAGGAAGCCUUGGACUGGCUGAAGGAAGGAAUCAAAGAUGCAUCCGAGGAUUUCGAGGAGGUGUCAGAGGAUAAUGAUGAUGGAGUACCUCUACUUCCUCUUCAGCCUAUAGAAAAGGAGGCAAUAGACGAUGAAACUUUCAAAAGGUUGCUAAUAGCUCUGGGUAUCCAACCGCCCAUUGAAGGGACCGACACAUACUGGAAGAUACCAGUCUAUCUGAAUGCAGCCGAUUUGAAAGUUAGAUUUGAAGUGCUGGACGGAACUUACAACCCAGCGCCAAGUGAGAAUGCUUCGACUCAGGGCAAGGAUGAUGAUUCCGAUGCCAACCAGGAUCCUAAUGAGGACACCGCUUCAUCGGCGUCAGAUGACAACGACAAUGACGAAGACGACAGUGCUAACGACAGCGAUUCCCAUGCAAAUUUCUUAAGUAAACGCCGGGAACAUUUCGAUAAUUUAGUAUUCAAUCAAAGCGAUAAUGAAGACGAGCAUCGUGCCCCAUUGAAGCCCAGAAAAGGGCGAAAAAGCACAAAGGCUGGCACGGAGAGGGUCAACGCCGAUAGCAAGCCAUCGAAAGGUCGAGGCCGCUCCAAGAAAAUCGACAUUAACGAGAUGCUAAUGGAAGGAGGUUCCCAGGAUGAUAAAAAUAGAGAGAACAGUGAUGCAGACAAUGAAAACCCACUCGAAGAUUUCGAUUCAGAAAACCUUCGAAAACGUCUGGCUGAGCUCGUGGAUGACGAUGAUGACGAUGCCAUCGAUAAUGAUGAUGGCGCCGUUGAUAACACUCUCGGGAACAGUAAAAGCGAGAAAACGCAACGUGUUCGCCGUAACGUUAUCGAGUCAGAUUCCUCUGAUGACGAGGUGGAAAACAAAACAAUUUCAAAUCAGGACAAUCUCAAAGCGGUGGACAGGCGUGAAAAGGAUGAUCAAUUAUCCGCAAGUGGUAACAAUGAAGUCGAUAAACGCAUCAAUACAACCAGGGAUGAUUCGCAAAAGCAACAUGUUGACGUCAAUAAUCAAUCAUCAACGUCCUUAGCCAACAGUUCGGGGGAGCUGGGGGACAUUCCCAACAAUUCGCUUCGAAUGUCGCCGACACCUGAGGAUGAUGACUACGACGCGAAUAUUAACGCUGAAACCAAUAUUAAACGUACACGAAACGAUGUCAAUGGCGGGUCGGAGGAUCUUGAUGAGGAGGGAGUUGUCGCAAAAAAGCAAAAAAUCGUUGGACAGGAUAUUGGAGCGCGGCGCUGGGCAGCACUUAUCGAUGAGGACAGCGAUUAGUUUGUAAGAAUCAUGUUUUGUAUUGUCUUCGUGUUUUUAUUUUUCUUUCAAU
Molecule: messenger RNA, 4737 nt
Organism: Hermetia illucens (black soldier fly)
Lineage: Eukaryota; Metazoa; Arthropoda; Insecta; Diptera; Stratiomyidae
Gene: timeout
Product: protein timeless homolog
Exons: 18
Coding region: 354-4685 (1443 amino acids)
Biological process (GO): DNA replication checkpoint signaling; replication fork arrest; DNA repair
Cellular component (GO): replication fork protection complex
Molecular function (GO): DNA binding
Source: RefSeq, a predicted model, not a curated record